Kogia breviceps (pygmy sperm whale) is the source of this 4395-nucleotide messenger RNA. Lineage: Eukaryota; Metazoa; Chordata; Mammalia; Artiodactyla; Physeteridae. The record is from RefSeq and is a predicted model, not a curated record.
UCCCUUGCUGGCUGUAAGACCUCGGCACUGGGCCGGAGCACUAGCCUCACCGAGAAGGAUCUAAAAGAGGCCAAGGCGAGGAGCCAGCAGAUCGCAGCCCAGCUGACCACCCCUCCCAGCUCCAACUCCCGCGGUGUCCAGCUCUUCAACAGGCGCCGGCAGAGGGUGAACGAGUUCACCUUGGAGAGCCACGGCCAGACGGGACAGAAGCCCAGCCAGGAGUCCCUCAGGGUGCCCACCGCCAGCCCCACAGGCCAUGCCCCAGGGCUCAGCCUGAGUCCCACCUCCCUCCCUGAGCCAGGCCCUCAGAGAAACCCCGCCUGCCAGAGCGCUGACACAGGGGUCCCUGGUCACAGCAUGGAGGACUCCUCAGAGGAAGCCAGCUUGCUGCGGCACCUGGAGAAGGUGGCCAGUGAGGAAGAGGAGGUACCACUGGUGGUUUAUUUAAAGGAGAACGCGGCCCUGCUGACGGCCAAUGGGCUCCACCUGUCCCAGAACCGAGAAGCCCAGGAGACACCCCCAACUCCACCUCCGGCGGAGGUCCACAGCCCAGCCACAGAUGCCAGCCAAAACCUUCCCUUACCCGGCGCCACGCUCAUCACGCCAGCUUCCAACAGCAACCACAACCUCCCGGCCACAGAUGUCGAUCAGAACCCACCGGCAACUGUCACCCCGCAGAGCCUGCCACUGUCCAGCGUCCAACAGAAUUCUUCACAGGCACAGCUCCCGCCGAAGGGUCCAGUGCCAGAUUUCAAACCCAGCACCCCGUGUGCUGGUGGGCAACCCCAGGAGCCAGCUGCGGAGGUGAGAUCCAGCACCCUACUAAUUGAUAAGGUAUCAGCUCCACCUACCACCACCAGCACCUUCUCCAGAGAAGUUACUCCCAUCUCCAGCUCCAGGUCCCCAGCCCCAGAUUUCAUGUCCACCUCCCUGCUCAUUGAUGUCCAGCUUGGUGCUCCAGUGGUGUCCACAGAACAAGAGAUGUCCGGGCGGGCAGCUGCCACCACGCCCACCAAACUGUACAGCGAGGUCCACCUCACGCUGGCCAAGCCCCCAUCUGUGGUCAAUAGGACGGCCAGGCCCUUUGGGAUUCAGGCGCCGGGCGGCACCAGCCAGAUGGAACGAAGCCCCAUGGUAGAGAGACGACAUCUUGGAGAGAAGGGUCCCGCUCCCCAGCCCCCCAGCGUGGCAGACAGGAGCCCUCGGCCACAGAGACACAUCAUGUCCCAUAGCCCCAUGCUGGAGAGGAGGCCUGUGGCACAGCGAAGCCCCGCCUUGGAGAGACGCCCCUUGGGGAACUUCACCCCACCCCCAACCUAUGCCGAGACCUUGUCCACAGCCCCCCUGACUUCCCGGGUUAGGUCUCCCCCCUCUUACUCUGCCCUGUACCCCAGCUCCGACCCCAAGCCUUCGCAUCUAAAGGGCCAGGCAGUUCCCGCCAGCAAGACGGGCAUUUUGGAGGAGUCGAUGGCCCGCAGGGGCAGCCGGAAAUCCAUGUUCACCUUCGUGGAGAAGCCCAAGGUGACCCCGAAUCCAGACCUGCUGGACCUGGUACAGACAGCGGAUGAGAAGCGGAGGCAGAGAGACCAGGGUGGGGUGGGCGUGGAGGAGGAGCCCUUUGCGCUGGGGGCCGAGGCCUCCAACUUCCAGCAGGAGCCCGCACCCCGGGGCGGGGCCAGCACCGCAGGGGCCGAGGAGAUCGUCCCCGAGUGGGCCUCGUGCCUCAAGUCACCGCGCAUCCAGGCCAAGCCCAAGCCCAGACCCAACCAGAACCUCUCCGAGGCCUCUGGGAAGGGGGCUGAGCUCUACGCCCGCCGCCAGUCCCGCAUGGAGAAGUACGUCAUCGAGUCUUCGGGCCACGCGGAACGGGCCCGCUGCCCUUCUCCCACUAUGUCCCUGCCUUCGUGCUGGAAGUACCCCACCCAUGCACCUGGCGGCUUCCGAGUGGCGUCCCGAAGCCCGGCUCGGACCCCGCCUGCCUCCCUCUAUCAUGGCUACCUGCCUGAGAAUGGGGUCCUGCGCCCAGAGCCCUCCAGGCAGCCACCCUGCCAGCUGCGGCCCUCACUCUUUGUCCUCUCACCCAUCAAGGAACCUGCCAAGUCCUCACCCACAGCUGCCUCGCCUGCCAAGCCGAGCUCCCUGGACCUGGCGCCCAGCCUGCCCAAGGCGGCCCUCCCAACGUCGCCUGCCCUGCCUCGGCCCUCCCGCUCCUCCCCAGGCCUCUACACCUCCCCUGGCCAGGAUGGCCUCCAGCCCACUGCCGUGAGCCCUACCUACAGCAGUGAUGUCUCGCCCGUGUCUCCCUCCAGGGCGUGGUCUCCCCGAGCCAAGCAAGCCCCCAGGCCCUCCUUCUCCACCCGGAAUGCCGGGAUCGAGGCUCAGGUGUGGAAGCCUUCCUUCUGCUUCAAGUAAUGGACCCCACAGGGACCCCGCUGCCUGUCAGAGCCCGCUCUCCGAGGGCCGGAUGGAGAGCAGGAAGUGGCACAGGGCUGAGUCAGGAGUAUGGGGACUCAGGUCUCAAGGGCUGACGCUGCCACCAGCUAGCUUUGUGACGUCGGGCAAGUCACCUCCCCUCUCUGAGCUGCAGCCGCCCCUUCCCUACCACAGAGUGGUUCGACUCCGUGUCUGAGGGAUCUGAAGUCUGCCACUGCGGGGGGAGGAGGGUCACGGAGAGAGAACUCCCUUGGCAGGCCCUAACGAAGCUGGGGGGCUUCACCUGGCCUUUGUGAGCUGUAGGGAUGCCAGCGUCUUGCUGAGGGGCUUCUGCAGCAAACAGAGCCUGCCCUUGCCUGUGGGACCAGCCAGCCAAGGGUCUGCCUCCUCAGCCACCCCGGUGGGGCCGUCCUCACUGUGGCCCCAGCUCUGGCAUCUUUCUGCCUCUUGCUGGAUUCUCACCUCCACAGGUCUGUCUCUUCCACCCACCUCUGCCUUCUGGACACUGUUUCCUCUACGCUGCUUCAGAGACCUUUGCCUCGGCCUCCACAUUUUCUCUUCUCCUGGGUUCUGCUGGAUGAGGACUCAGCCCACCACUGCUGUCUGACACUCUUCUUCCUGGCCCUCUUCUCAGCUGCCUUCAUGCCCUCUCCGAACAUCUAGCUCCGCUUUUGAGACAGCUAAUGCAGUUCAUCCCAGACCUCACUCCUGGUUCUACCUAGCUUGCCCUCACUGUUCUGGGAUGUGGGAGGUCCCAGGGGACCCCUGAGAGACAGAAAGCCCUGUAGGAGGCUGUGCAGAGGUUGGUGUGCAGCUAGGAGAGAGGCCCCUAGCAGUGUAUCCAUCAGCUGUUUUGCCUUCAACCUCAGCCAAGACCUGCACGACUGAAAGCAGCCAUCUAUGUGCAGUGGAAGGGGCCGCAAGGAGAGAGGCAUCUCAGCCUCCCGUUUGCUGUGCGACUUUAGCCAAGUCACUUUCCCUUUUUGUGCCUCAGUUUUCUCAUUUAUACAAUGAGGGCCCUCCUAGCUGCACAAUCUGUGAAGAAUGAGAGGAUAGGCUGGUGCUUUGGGAGAAAGGCCCUGUAAGUGAUAAGACAGUCCCUGGGAAGAGAGGGGAAGGAAAUGGGACAGUUGCCAUAGGACAGAUGGGGAGUAGAUGUAAGGGUGUCCUUGGGAGAGUGUGGCUGGGAUAGCUGCAGCAGGAGGCCAGGAGAUCAGAAGUUUAGGCUGGGACUGCUCAGGCUCAGGAUCGCCUGGAGACAGUGGGAACGCGGCAAGGGCUGGGGCAGGAGCACAGCAGCUCCAGGAAGGGACAAAGGAGACCUUAAGGUUUUGAAAUAAAGGCUGGGACUUAGGAGAUCUGGAUUCUCAAAGAUGGACUCCAUGUGUAGCUUUGGGUCUCAGUUUCCCCAUCAUACUGUGAGGGUUUUGAGUCAGGUAGUCUGAGAUCCUCACCGCCUCUGACACCUUUGAUGUUCUGCAGCUCCCCCCAAACCACACUUUGUGGGGGUUAGAGAAUAUAGAUGCAAGAGGCAGAAUUCAGAUGGAAACUUCCCAAGACCGGGGGUGAGCACCACCCACUUUCUCUUUCCCAGCCCUAUUUCUGGGCUCCCCAGAGGGGCGAGGGGUGGUGGAGGCGGUGCCCAUGCUGGGCUGAGCCUGCAGUUUUCGUGAGCUCUCAGCUCGUCUCCAUGGCAACAGGGGGUGCCUUCUCAGUGAGUUCAUUCUGCCCAGAACGUGGGGGCAUGCAUGGGAGAGUCGUGAGGGAGCUCGGCUCCUUCACGCCAAACCCCUCCCAGGACAGAGUGAAACCCAUGUUCGGGACCCCUGCUCCCUUCCACCCCUGAGGGCCAGCAAUGGAAGAGCCCACCCUCCAUCCUGCAGCUCCUGUGAUCAGGCUGGCUGAGCUCUUCCCUCAACUUUGUUUUCUCUCCUGUUCUCAAUACACUCUGCCUCAAAUCUG